Messenger RNA from Diprion similis, 2442 nucleotides. Its product is annotated as SET and MYND domain-containing protein 4-like. The transcript has 7 exons. Gene Ontology annotation, molecular function: protein binding. NCBI's taxonomy places the organism in Eukaryota, Metazoa, Arthropoda, Insecta, Hymenoptera, Diprionidae. Bases 118 to 2094 code for a protein of 658 amino acids. The record is from RefSeq and is a predicted model, not a curated record.
UAUGCACAAGAUCUCAGUUCGUCAAGUAUGAGCUUAAUAGCUUUGAUUAAUAGCUGACAACCUCUGCAGUAUAGAAUCCGCAGAUUGAAUAAAAAUAAUAAAGCAGUUCAAAAUAACAUGGAUCAGGCUAAACAAUUGGUGCUGGCUCUGAAACAAAAUAACAAAUCGCACGUUGGAUAUGGCUUGCAGCAAGAAAGUGAAGCUCUUAUUGAUCACAUUCUCCAAAAUAUGGUGAAAUCAAGCCUUCCGCGUUUCAAGCCUAAAAUGAAAAAUUCGAAAGAUUCUCUGAAGUAUCGCGAAGAAGGUAAUCAACGAUUUGUAUCUGGUGAAGAUAUUGAAGCUAUUGAAAGCUAUACUAAGAGCUUAGCCUACGCAGAUCGCCCCGAGCUAAUGGCUUAUGCCUAUGCAAAUCGCUCCGCAGCCUUGUACAGAAAACAAUUCUACGAAGAGUGUGUAAUAGAUAUUAACGCUGCAUUGUCUUUGGAAUACCCAGAAAGUAAAAGAAAGAAAUUACAAGAAAGAGGCGAAAAUGCCAUGUCAGCAUUAAAAAGACGAACGAGCAAUCCAAAUGGAAAAUUGACGUUUGGUAUGAACAGUCUCGAAAAUAAUCAAAUCCCGAAAACCGAACCUAAAGAGAAGUGUGCAUCUGACAGCAGUGUGGAGAAUGAUGUAUGCGAAAAAUUUACAUUAAUCCGAGACAUGGGAAUUGGGGCAGCCGCUACAGAACGAUCCUCCACUGAAAGUAAUCACACAGGUGACGUAAAAAAUUUCGCCAAAAACAGUCUGGAUUGCAAAACGUCAAGAGACAUGGAAAUACCCGAAUAUCUUGCGAAUGAAGGCCCACCGCAACUUGCAUAUGGUCCAAGUAAAGAGGCUCCAUCAGCUAGUGACGGAGUACAAAUUACAUAUUCUGAAAAAUUCGGAAGACACUUGAUUGCCACUAAAGCUUUCAAGCCAGGGGAUGUUAUUGCAGCAGAAGAACCAUUUGCUUCGGUUAUAUACGCAGAAAGGUACUAUACGCAUUGUCAUCAUUGCCUCUCUAAAUGCUACAAUUUGAUUGCUUGCCCGAACUGUCCAAUGGCGUUGUAUUGUUCGAAUCACUGUCAACAACUGGCUUGGGCUGCCGCACAUCAAAUCGAAUGUCGGAUCAUAUCUCUUCUGCCGAAUUUACUCAACGUUGACAAAGAUAAAAUACGAAUGUUGACAAAAAUCAUGCGAUUACUGAUCGUUGUUACGCAAAAUGGUAUGCGGAUUGACGAGCUGAGGAAGGACACGGAAGUAGCAGAAUCCAAUUCAGAUAGCAGGACAGCUGGUUUCACAGACGAUGGAAAGUUGGAUAGCUUCAAUAGCCGGUCGGCACUCAGUCUUGCGACGAACAUGACAACAAGGCCGUUAAUUGGAAUAAGCGCAUUUGCUUGCAUUUCUUCUUUGGCAGUCUUGUUACUUGCUGUGGAAACUAAUUUUUUCAAAAAAAAAUUCACACUUGCAGAAUUAAAAGACAUUUCGAUGUAUCCAGACAUCCCAUUCUGCGGUGCAAUUAUGCUAAGGGCCUGUGUUAUCAUGUCUUCAAAUUGCUUCUCGAUUCAACAAGACCCAGGGAUCAAAUCUGGCUCAGGUCUUUAUGUGCUUCACAGCCUACAGAAUCAUUCUUGCGCACCAAAUACAUUCAGGCACUUCGAGGGCUUGACUAUGAUAACUAGAGCAUUAGAUCCUAUUGCCGUUGGUGAACAAAUUUUCACUUGCUACGGCACUGCUCACGGCCAGAUGUCACGGGAUGAGAGAAAAAAAAAGAUCAUGGAAGAGUACUUUUUCGACUGUGAAUGUCCAGCCUGUUACAAUGAUUGGCCAACAUACAAAGAAAUUUUAGGGAAUCACAUUGGAUCGAUAUCCAAAAACAAAGAUUUGGUUCAAAAACUGAAGCCGUUCAAGAAGAAGCUAUUGGAGAAUAAGUACGACAUUCAUGCAGUGAAGAGUCUUAUAGAAAUAUUACAUGAAGAAACAACAAAGCCGUGCGAAGAAAUGAUCCAUGCAAUGCAGUUUUUGAAAAGCUACUAUUUAGGUGUAGAUUUAACUGCUGCCUGGUACGAGGAGUGAAGAAACGUAGAGCCAUCAGGGACUAUACCUCAUAUUUGCCAAUGUAUUUAUUCCUUGAUACAUUAUGUUAGUAUAACAAUGUACUUAAGUAAUAAAAUCCCAGAUGAAAAUCGGAUAGCAAAUUAUCAAGAUUGAAUAUACCGCACCUAUUUAAUCAAUAUUAUAACUUACAUGACGUAUUUAAUCCCUAUCUUAAAAGAUAUAUGGUAACCGACGUCCCUAUUUCAAUGUCUGCAUUUACUAGAACUGUGUUUAUACUGAUUUUAAAGUUAACGUUCAUCUAACGACAAUUACUUUUUUGUAUUUAAAUGACUUAUUCUAGUGAGCAAUGAGUUUUUUAUAUCUAGA